Pectinophora gossypiella (pink bollworm) is the source of this 861-nucleotide messenger RNA. RefSeq names its product calmodulin-like. The record is from RefSeq and is a predicted model, not a curated record. The transcript has 4 exons. The coding region runs from base 1 to 861 and encodes 286 amino acids. NCBI's taxonomy places the organism in Eukaryota, Metazoa, Arthropoda, Insecta, Lepidoptera, Gelechiidae. Gene Ontology annotation, cellular component: myosin II complex.
AUGCCGCCGAAAGGGAAAGAUAAAGGGAAAGCGAAACCACCUGCAGGAAAGAAGGGUGUGGACCUUCAAGCCGUUGCUGGGAAGCCUCCGAAGCCGAAGAAGAUUCCACCGCCUCCAGCAUGCUUCAAUACCGAAGAUUUGAUGAAAUUCAGAGAGAUGUUCAAACUUUAUGACGAAGACAAUAUUGAUAAGGUUAAACUGAACGCCAUUCCCGUAAUGCUUCGCGCUCUUGGCUUCAAUCCGAAAGGCCAGGAAAUCCAAGAGUUGUUCAAAAAGUUUCUCGAAGAUGAGUUUGUGGAUACUGUGGAUUACCACGAAUGGCUGUUUAUGAUUGAGGCUAAGCUGAAUUGGGGUGACGACUUCGAAGCUGUAGUCACUAAGGCCAUGGGGUUCCUGGGACAUGAUGAUGAGGAGGAGCCAAAAGGUAUUAUAAAGCUGGAUAUUCUCCGCGAGGAACUGAUGAAUUGGGGCGAAACGCUUAAUGAUUUGGAAUUCGUCGACUGGCCUAAAAUAGCUACGAAGGAUAAAACAUAUGUGUAUGAAACCGGGGACUUCAACUAUGUCAAGUUUAUUGAGAACAUGAACGCUAAGGACACAAGAUUCAUUGCCGAGCCGAUAAAUUACUUCAAACUUGACCAGAGGACGCUCGCUGCUAUGGCAAUGCAGAAGGCUCUUGACGAGAAGGCAGAGAUAGCGCGACGAGAAGCUGACCGCCUGCUGAGGGAGGAAGCUAAACGCCAGAAGAUGAUUGCCGAUGGACUGAUCGUACCUGAUGAACUGAAACCACACGCAGCGAAAACCGAUGAGCCGGUUGUCGAAGCACAUGUAGAGAAAGAAGAAGACGAUACGCCUGAGUUCUAA